UACACACAGACGCAGGAAUCACAGUUGGGGAGCAAUGAUGCCUACAUCAACGCUGGAUAUAGAGUCUUCCUAGAAUAAUCGUACGUAAUGCCACGCUGACCUGAAGUACUGAAAGCACGUCAUGAAACAUAUGAGCCUUUCGAAUUGCGGAAUUCGACACAACACCUCACCGACCUCAUUUGAUCUGACAUCGAGCAUGGUCUCGGCCGACGCCUCUUGCUGCGCCAUCAUCUCUUCACUGCCUUCAAAAUGGUCGGAGAUCGCGUCGGAGGAAAAUUCGCGUUGCACGUCCAUGCUGUUAGCACGGAAGGGAAGAAGUCACCAGUGGUCGAAAGGGAUGAGUACGCAAAACGCUAUACAACGUCACCGACACGCUCCGAGGAUUGUGACCAAGGGGACAAAACCGCGAAAGUUCGAAAACAGAACAACGCAAGGGGAACACGGAGAAGAAAGUAUCCGUGAAAGCAGAUAAUAGGGGGUGAUAUUCCCGUCAACGGUUGCUAUACAGGAGUGAGAAUAACAUAUUUGUGGCGCACCCGACCCUGGGACGUUGCUAAGCUAGCGGAAGACGAAUGAAGCGGGAUAAAAGACAAUAACCGCACAGUCGUCCGACAGCCCGUUUUCAACUCGACCGGCACGCGGGGUCCCCCGGGGGGCGUGGCAGACGAGGCAGCAGCGGCAGCGAGUGACUGUUGUAGUUUUCGAAAGAGACACCGUCCGCACGAAAAACGGUCGCUCUGCCCUUCCGCUAUUUUGUUGCUCAGCUGUUCGAUGACUGCUGAAGUCACGAAGGGUAGUGUUAAAGGUGUGGUGUUUCGACUGUCAUGAAUGGCCGUGGCCUGGCCGUGGUUGCGAGCUGAAACCGGUGGUGCAUGCAUCGAGUAAAACGUCUUUUGGCGUAGGCUGGGCGCACUCACAUGCAACCAGUAGGGGGAGGCAGUGUUGUAGGCAGAUCCGCAAACAUCGUUUUUUUUUAAACGCCCGCGCGAACUGCGAUACCUGUGCGAAGCGUGCAGCUUCAGACACUUAUGGACGUUCUGCAAGUUACCACCUCCAAUUUAAUUUCUGUUGUGGAACACUAGUCCGUUGUGGCCGUGGAUGAAACAGAACGGACCGAUUCAGGCAACAUGUCACAGGAGCAGUUGACAGAGGCGAUGCGAGAGUUCGAUCGCCUCAUCGGGAAGAUGGAAGAGAACCUCCAGAUGAGGAAUAAGCUAAUGACACAACAGAACGAGAACGAAGGAGUUGCGAAGGAACUGGGCCAGCUCCAGGACGACUCAGUGCUGUACAAAAUUGUAGGACCAGUGCUUGUUAGACAAAACCGAGAAGACGCAACGGCGACCGUGAACAAACGACUGGACUACAUACGAGGAGAACUGCAGCGGUGUGACAAGCUUGAUUCGGACAUGAAAGCGCAAUUAAAGGAGGCCACCCAGCGGAUCGAGACCCUUCAAAAGAAGAUGUUGGAUCGGGAGAAACAGAGGAGUGGAAGGAUUUGAAACCGGGAAUUGGCAGACACAUGCGUACUCACGUAAUUUCAACUGGACAGGGUUUAUUUCAGUUAAGCACUCGUCGAGGGAAUCAAUAUUGUUGACACAGUGGCUUGUGGGGAUUUUGCAGUGUCACUGGCCGACAAGGGGUCUGAACCUGUAGGGCAAGCAGCAGUCGUUUUUACGAACAUAACCUGCUGUGCAGGCAGAGAAUCUUACUGCUCUGGUGCUCCAGCCAAUUCGUCAAAACUCAUACAUUUGUUCAUAAUAAAAGUGAUGAUAAUCCAGAUGCUGGGAAGCAGUCCAUUCGUACUGCCACAUGGAGAGAGGUCAUGCCAAGCUCACCCGUAUAACUGGAACAGGGCAAGGAGACCAAGUACGCCAGCAAAGGCAAGCUUUACAGCUGUAGAAUUUUUCUUUCCUUCCGCUCUAACCGCUUUUCUAGACUUUUAACUUACGCCUCUUUUGCAUUUUCACCAGCGCGGUCACUUCCUCUUGUUGCUGAUGUGUGAGGUUCUGCGCUCUGACAACACGGG
Toxoplasma gondii ME49 is the source of this 2026-nucleotide messenger RNA. Its product is annotated as prefoldin subunit 6, putative. Gene Ontology annotation, molecular function: protein-folding chaperone binding. The coding region runs from base 1128 to 1499 and encodes 123 amino acids. NCBI's taxonomy places the organism in Eukaryota, Apicomplexa, Conoidasida, Eucoccidiorida, Sarcocystidae. Gene Ontology annotation, cellular component: cytoplasm; prefoldin complex. The transcript is spliced from 4 exons. Gene Ontology annotation, biological process: chaperone-mediated protein complex assembly; protein folding. The record is from RefSeq and is a predicted model, not a curated record.